This is a messenger RNA of Aspergillus mulundensis, 1002 nucleotides long. RefSeq lists its product as uncharacterized. Bases 1 to 1002 code for a protein of 333 amino acids. The transcript has 2 exons. Lineage: Eukaryota; Fungi; Ascomycota; Eurotiomycetes; Eurotiales; Aspergillaceae. The record is from RefSeq and is a predicted model, not a curated record.
AUGUCGUCCUCCAACUCCCGCAACCUCAUCAUAACCAGCAUCGAAAGCCUAACGGGCUCGCAAAUCGCCAAAACAAUCCUCGCCAGCCGCUCCUUCUCGAAAACCAUCAAUCAAAUCACCGGCUUAACGCUCACACCCGACGCAGACACCGUCAAUGAACUCGUAAACGAGCACGGCGUCAACAUCAUUGAGCACAAGCCCGGCGACCUCGAGACAAUGGUCAACACGCUCACCGAGACGGGCGCCGACACAAUCUGCCUUCUCCCACCGAACCACAAGGACGCGUUUGAUAUUACAACCGAACUAAUCGAGGCGACGAAGAAGGCGAAUAUCCCGAACGUCUGCUUUAUUUCCUCUGCUGGAUGCGAUCUCGCGGAACGCGAUAGCCAACCUCUCCUGCGGAGCGUCAUUGAUCUCGAGACGACGGUCAUGCAGACGAAGGGCGAUGCCAGUACGGAGACGGGCCACUCGCCCGUUAUCAUUCGCCGCGGCUUCUACGCCGAACACCUUCUCUCCUACAGCAAGCAAGCCCAAGAAGCCGGAAAACUGCCGCUCCCCAUCGGAACCUCGCACAAAUUCGCACCGAUGGCCCUCUCCGACGCCGUCGAGGUAAUCGCACACGUCCUCACCGGCACCGGCAAGCACGGGUUCUCCGACAAGCACCGCGGCCAACUGAUGGUCCUCACGGGCCCCCAGCUAACCGCGGGCUCGGAGCUCGCGAGUGCAGCAAGCCAGGCCCUCGGCGAAGAGCUGGAAUUCGAAGAUAUCUCCCCUGACGAAGCGAAGAACGUGCUUAAGGAUGACGCGGGGAGCUCAGAUGGCGAGAUCGCAUACCUGCUUGAGUACUUUAGCCUUGUGCGCGAGGGCAAGACGAAUUAUAUUUCGACCACGGCGUUCCAUGAUGUUACGGGGAAGCACCCCGUUGAGCCGACGGGGUUUUUCAAGAACUAUGCUGAGGAGAUGAGGCCCGAGAAGGCGAAUAAAAAGAGGAAGACUCAAUGA